Misgurnus anguillicaudatus (oriental weatherfish) is the source of this 2363-nucleotide messenger RNA. Its product is annotated as G-protein coupled receptor 22. Gene Ontology annotation, biological process: cellular response to hormone stimulus; G protein-coupled receptor signaling pathway. NCBI's taxonomy places the organism in Eukaryota, Metazoa, Chordata, Actinopteri, Cypriniformes, Cobitidae. The record is from RefSeq and is a predicted model, not a curated record. Gene Ontology annotation, molecular function: G protein-coupled receptor activity; peptide binding. Gene Ontology annotation, cellular component: plasma membrane.
CCAUAUCUUUAAGUUUGUUUUUAAAAUCUGCAGCGAGGCGAGCAGGUCUCGCGUAUCAUCUGAAGCCUGCAGUUCGCGUGUGCAUGUGUGAAUGUGUAUGCGCGCUCGCGCCAAGGGAGCACGUUCAGUACGUCUGGCACACAGGACAGCGGCACUCAUGGGUCCUCAAAGAAACACGGUGGCGAUUUCCAUCGCCGUUUAGCACCACUGAAGGUGCAACAUUUAUUCCGGGCACGCGCCCGACAGCGGACUGUCCUGAAGCCCUCAGGAAUCUCGCGCUCUAGUAGAGUGACAGAGAUAGUAGCGCGCGCUCGGCACGGACCGCAGUGGAAUGUAGCGGGGAUUCCCGGUGCGCGCGGGGCAAGAGCUGUCAAUCGUUCAUCAAAGCCCCAAGAAAACACCUGAGUGGGUGGAGCAUGGCCAGUGGGAGUGGCUGCCAUUACUAUGCCUGAAGGCACGUGGCAAUGGUGUCCAUGGAAACAGAUGGCAGCUUUACUGAGGGUCACGGUCUGUCCCUCCUACAGGCAGAAGAUAGCGUGGGGGCCGGACUCGCUCAGCAGGAAGGGGCGUGGCUUGGUUUCCGGGCUACAGUGAGUGCUGUGUUGCUGUUGGAGCUGCUCCUGGGGGUGGGCGGUAACCUGACGGUGUUGGUGUUGUACUGCGGUCAAUGCAGCCUGUUGGAGUCCGUCAGUCAUGCGGUCACCCUAAGUCUCCAUACCCUUGACUUGCUGCUCUGUCUUCUUUGCCUGCCAAUUACUGCCACUCUUCUCAUACUGGGCGGAGCCUCGGUUCCUCACCACGCUUUGCUCUGCUGCCUCCACGAAUCAGCAGCCUGCUUUGCCAGCGUGGGCACCGCACUUAACCUGUUGCUCAUCAGCUUGGAUCGCUAUGACAUCAGCGUUAGGCCAGCCAAUCGUUUGCUGACGCCGAGGAGGGCAACCUUUUUGCUCGUCGUAGUGUGGGUGGUUUCUUUAGCCGUGCCCCUCCUACCGUUUGUGGAGGCGGGGUUUGUGUCGGACCAAGGGGAGGGAGUGUUUGUGCAAUCCAAUAGCACCGUGCUUUGUUCGGAGUGGGGUGGAGCUCUGCAGGCUCAUCUGUUACUACAGGUACCAGUGUUCCUGUGCUCUCUAGCUGUGAUGCUGUUUACAUACUCGCGUAUUCUGCAGGCGCUGCGCAUUCGCAUCGGACGCACGGCCAGGCCCCAUCGAGACACCAAACGGCCUGCUCAUCGACUUUGGUUACGUCGCAAACAGUCAGCGAGGUCGCCAGAUCACACGACGAGGAACACGCCCACCUCCCCGCCACCACUCUCUACUGGGCCGCUUAUCGCAUCGGAUACAGUUACUACGGUAACUGUCAACACUGAGACAAAUACUCCAUCACUUACUACCCCUCUUAGCCCCACCCCUACCGUAUCUGUGAUAACAUCACCAUUAAGUCCCACACCCACUGCUUCUGUGGCCUCCUUGUCGGUUGUAACUAGUCCCAACAUCCCCUCUCCUGCCACGCCCUCUGUGACCACACCUUUAAGCCCCACACCCACUGUGUCCACAGUAACUGCACGGGUGAGUCCCGCCCCAACUCAAGGCCCGCCUAGUAUGGGUGUGGGUGCUUCUGUAUCAGCCAUCUUAGCUCUGCGUCGAGCAGUUCGGCGCCACAGAGACCGAAGGGAACGUCAAAGGCGAGUCUUUCGCAUGUCUGUCAUAAUCAUCCUCUCUUUUCUUCUAUGCUGGGCACCUCUCUCCAUCAUGCCCCUCCUUAUGCUGGCUAUCGGGCCCUCUGAUUGGCUAGAACGUCUGAGACUCUGCUUCCUGGUGCUUGCGUAUUGGACGGUAGUGCUACAUCCACUGCUAUACGCCUUCACUCGGCAAAAACUGCGUAAAGUUUUGCAUACCCGCCUGCGCAGGCUUCGUCCACAUAACGGGCAGACUCGUAUUCGUACCAAUACCAGGAUUCGACGCAAACACAGGACGAAUUGCAGCGAUGCUACGGACCGUUGCCUGACAGAGGCUGUGAGAGAAUAAUGGUUUGUGUUUGUGCAUCAUUGACUUAUGGCUGUAGGUAUGAGUGAUGUGUGUGUGCAGGAAAUGGGUGUAUAAACCAUUGUAACUAGGGAUGCACUGAUAUAAAAUUGAUGUGCCGAUACCGAUAGAUAGCGAUAGUUUUGCUUUUGUUUCAAAGUAUUAGGAUCAUGAAAUCCUAGAACUGCAGAACGUACAAACUGCAAAUCUGUUGUCAUUGUCACCCAAUUCAAAAUAUUCACACAGCACAAGUUCUGAUUGACAGGGUAUAGACGGUUUAAGCAGUAACAACAUAAGCAAAUGGCUUUUGUGGAAAAAACGUAACUUUUGGUAAACUCUGCA